Triticum urartu is the source of this 2465-nucleotide messenger RNA. RefSeq lists its product as uncharacterized. NCBI's taxonomy places the organism in Eukaryota, Viridiplantae, Streptophyta, Magnoliopsida, Poales, Poaceae. The record is from RefSeq and is a predicted model, not a curated record. Gene Ontology annotation, biological process: positive regulation of ERAD pathway. Gene Ontology annotation, molecular function: ubiquitin protein ligase activity.
AUGAAGGCGGGGACGGGGGCGGUGGCCGAGGUGGAUGCGGAGGCGACGCCGACGGGGGCGGGGACUUCGGCGGUGCAGGCGGAGGCGAUGGCGACGGGGACUUCGGCGGUGGAGACGGAGGCGGAGGCGGCGGCAGUGGAAGCAGGGGAGGCAGCGAAUCUGGAAGGAAGGCGGCCGGGGCUUGAAGCACGACGGCUGGACGGCACACCAUGGCAUUGGGGGGAGGGGGGCGUCCGAUGCUCCGCCCGUUUGUGUCCGCGCGAGGAGCUCACCCCCAAAGAACUCCUCGGGCGUCCUGCGGGCCCAGGCCGGAGGCGGCAGUUCCCAGCGCGGGGGCCGACAGGAAGGUGCCGAUUCGGAUCUCCGGGGCUGACAACGCGCCUGGCGCCGACGGGGAACGCGGGAGGGCAGCAGCUCACGGACGAGGAGGCCCCCGCGGGCGGCGGGAGGGGGGACUCGCCGUACCAGGGCUAUGAGGUGCAGCGUCUGGCGAGGUGGGUGGACCACGCGCUGCCCUUCUCCCUGCUCCUACUCGGCGUCUUCAUCCGCCAGCACCUGCAAGAGAGUUGCUGGUCAGAAGAUGAUGGGAGUUCCUCAUUCCAAUUGAGUUUAUAUUGUGUAGGUUUCUUCGUAAUGAUUUGGAUUACCGCAGUCAUGUUCAAGUCCAAUGAUAUCUUGCGCAAGCAGACCGCUCUUAAGCAGGCUACAAGGUUGGGGGAGCGACCCUGCCAUUGUCAUGACGGCUGCUCCUUCUGGCCGGAUCGAGGCAUGAAGACCUGUGGGAUCCCCUCCUUCGGCAGGACCUCCUCAUCUGGAGGACUGCAUGUGAUGAGUUAAGGCACAAGAAGAUCUACGACCAUUUUAGCUCCAGCAGUUAGUACACAACCAAUCAACAGUGCAUUUUCACGACCCAGGCUUCUGAAUUCUGACUGACAGGCUCGCAGGCACAGCCACAUCUAAUCUCACGCAUUCAAAAUGCUAGCUACAUGAAAUACGCCCAGAUUUACGAGUAGAAAUCCAAGGCAUUGCAGUCCAAUUGUUCUAAGGAUUGGAACCAGACGUGUGGCUCAAUACUGCUUGGAACAUGUGAGAAAAGUUUACGUACAUGCACCUUCUUGGAUGAUACAACUUCUCUAUGUUUGUACCUCCUCGUCAUUAAAACUUUGCAAACUUUAUGAGUAAAAAGUAAGAAGUAAUGUUCUCACUUCUCUUUUUUAUGACCAUCAUUAUCUCAGUCUCAACAACAUCUAGGAGAUGUACCUACGUAGCUACUGUUAGUUCAAAAGCUUUAUUUCACAAGUUGGCAACAUGAUAUUCAGGAUGUUAAGCAUGUGUUAUAGUUCUAAUUUGCCUUCUUCUCAUAAAACUUGGGUAUCAUAAACAGUAGAGACUGUAGCCCGAUGUUGCUCACUGCACACUUAUACUUAUUCUGAUUUUUGAUGGCCUCCUAAAUUUGAAUUAUUGUCUUGAUGCCAGCUAGAGGACCUUUGCAAUCUUAUCAAGCUUGACGCUAAACUGGCACUCUUACUUGAUCCCAUAUUACUCCUUCGAACAAUUUGUGCGCAAAGUUGAGGAAAUUGGGGCCAAUAAUCGUGUUAGAAUAAACUUCUUUCUUUCUUUUUCCAUACUGCGGGGCAGCAGGAUCUGAGUCCCACUACAUCGCCCUUUGGUAUGUUUCAUGGGGAUCUUUUUUAUUCAACGCAUAAAUGCUGAUUCGUUCAUGUGUUUAUUAGCAGUAAGAGGCGCAGCAUGCGAGGCGUCCUCGAAGUUGAAGGAGUAGUAGAGCAGAGGAUCUUCUUAGUGAUUUGGAUAUACAGAGUUUAUGAUACAAAGACCUAUUUUGUUUUUGUACUGACUCUUGAAUUUUCUGCUUUCUAUUUCUAAACCCUUUUGAUAUGUUCUUUACUCCUGAUUUCAGCCUUUUAAGGUAUGUUCUUCUUUCGGGAUUGCAGAGAGCAAGGACCACCGAAUGGAAGAAGGAGAUGCCAUCCUUGACUGUCGUUGUCUUUGGCAUGUUGCUACCAUUUUUUAAUCCUUGCACUGCAGAAACCUCAGUCUAUCCAUGGAUUUGCUAGGAAAAACCAUCUCCGGAAAAAUAGGGCCAAAUUUGAAUUCUAAUAGAGUUGAAGAGACACAUAGAGAAAGAGACAGGGAUAAUACUUCCUUGUGGGCUUCCUGAGAAUCUACAAUGAAGAAUAAGAAGGGUGUAGUAACUAAGUAUGCAUGUCAUAACUAAUUCUAUUGAAAAUAGUUAUUCAGGAAAAUUAAGCUAUAUUGAAAUGUUGCAUGAUUCAGAUAUUGGGUCUAUGAAGAUUUGUUUAUGCCAUAAAAAUGCAUAAAUAAAGUCUCGUGUGGCUAUGUAAUUCACUUGUUAUAUGUCAAGUUCGAGCUCCUAAGAACAGGGUGAAACUGUCUGUUCCGAAGAACAGAUGUCACUGUUCGGGCUCUCUUUUGUUGUACUUUCU